Messenger RNA from Cimex lectularius (bed bug), 2145 nucleotides. RefSeq names its product solute carrier family 2, facilitated glucose transporter member 8-like. The transcript has 8 exons. Gene Ontology annotation, biological process: transmembrane transport. Gene Ontology annotation, cellular component: membrane. The coding region runs from base 730 to 2049 and encodes 439 amino acids. The record is from RefSeq and is a predicted model, not a curated record. Gene Ontology annotation, molecular function: transmembrane transporter activity. Lineage: Eukaryota; Metazoa; Arthropoda; Insecta; Hemiptera; Cimicidae.
GCAUUCGGUUAUCAAUCCGCAAACUCGAAAGCCGAUCCGAUUAUUAUAUCAUUUGAACACCUCGGACAAACAAUAUUUUAGGAAAAAUCAUCAAAAUUCUACGGUUUUCCGUGCAGUCGGAUCAUCACAGUGUACAUCACCAUUUCAAAUUCGAUGUUUCCAAAAAAUAUGACUAUUGUAGUUCUUGCUAUUUUCCUUACUUUUUAAAAUCGAUGCUGGAUUUAACGAAACAACGGGGUUUAAGAGAGGUGUUAGAUACAAGUAGUAAACGAAGAAAAAAUUUAUAAAUGUCCGAUUCAACGGUAAAAGCAAAUACAAGGGAAAAUCACUAUAAUUUACAAACGUUUGAUAAGCUGAUUAAACUUUCUUUGGGGCGAUAAAAUAGUAGGAAACGGGGUUUCAUCAGUGAGGUUCCUCUCGUCGAAGAGGCCGGCCGAAAAAUCACUCCAUGCAGGAUGAACCUAUCCACCCCAACUCAGCAGGCAUUCUUUACCUAGCCAUGAUAGCGGGCAGUCAAAUUAUGGAUAGAUACGAUAAAAGGAGCUUUGCUGGUUUAUUUGGGCAGUGCGUGACGUUAAGGGUAUAAGCAGGGAGAGGCAGGCGCACCAGCGGAAAAUGGUGUCUGUCUUAAAAACCACCGUGAGCGGGCAGAAGAAACUGAACGGGCACAACUUAUAUCGACUUUAGAAAACUUUUGUUUGCGGCCUUCCUACGCUUGUUUAGUCUGUUAUGACAAGUUUCGGUACUUCUUCAUAUUCAGUGGUUGGAUUGAGUCUUAUAGCACUUGGCAAUUUGGUAGCUAAUGGCAUGUCAGUUUCCUACCCAUCAGUCGCAAUUCCCGCCAUAAAAUUAGCUAAAGGUCGACUAGAGCCUAACGAAGCUUCAUGGAUCGGAAGUAUUCCACAGCUUUCCAUGAUCGUGGGCUGUUUCGUUGUGGGCCCUAUUGUAGAUAGAUACGGUAGAAGGAUGGCUUUUAUUAUGUCCGCCAUACCGGGAUUGUUAGGAUGGGUGACUAUCGCCCUGGGUGCCGAUCUUGUUUGGGUAUACAUCGGAAGGCUCCUGACAGGCGUUUCCAUGGGAUUCAGCACAGUCACCACUUCUGUUUUCCUGGCGGAAAUCACCUCACCGGCCCUCAGAGGACCGAUCACGAUGGGUAAGGCCAUAGCUUUUUCUACCGGCCUCACGUUUAUGUACGUAAUCGGAUGGAUAUUUCAGGGCGACUGGCGUAUCGUUGCUAUCGUGGCAGCCCUCGUCCCUUCAUUGACACUCAUUAUGAUUUUGAAGUACCUCCCUGAAUCAAAAAUAUGGGAAGAACAGAGUCCUUGUUCGAACAUAUCGUAUAAAAAGUUCUUCACCGAGUACAGGAAAAGACCUGAAGUUUAUAUACCUUUCAACAUAAUGAAUAUUCUCCUUAUUCUCAGACAACUCUCAGGUACCAGUGUCAUCUUGGCGUAUGCCAAUGACUUUUUGAUAAAAACAGGCGUUCAUAGCGGAAAAGCCAACCAGGUUUCUGUCGCUAUCGGGUUUACGAGGAUCAUAUUCGGCCUGGUCGCCGCCUGGCUGUCCAAGCGAUUCGGUCGCAGGAAACCCGUCACCUUCUCUGGGACAAUAAUGGCCCUCACAAUAUUGGGACUUUCGCUUUAUCUUCGGAGGAGCCAGGAUCUCAGCCAGCCAAUCCUUAUAGUCGGCUUCGUCGUUUUCGUAGGUUCGUCUACAAUAUUCACCGGCAUCAUGCAAAGCAUCGUUGGCGAGGUGUUUCCAUCCGACGUCAGAGGGAUGUGCAGCGGUUUGACAUCCUGCACGACUUACACAACAGCAUUCGUAGCGUUGCAGAGCUUUCCCUGGCUCUCCUCGGGCCUGGAUGGAGGUCAAUUGUUAAUGGUAUUCGCCACAUUUUGCGUUGUUUCGGCCAUCGCAACUAUAGCACUUUUACCCGAAACAAACGGAAAGACACUCGAGGAAAUACGGCAAAUUUUUGCAAAAAACGUUGAACCGGUUGAAACGAAUUUACCUUUGAAUCCCUCUAUGAGAGCAGAGACUACUUCAUGAAACAAAUUGAAAUAUUCCAAAGCAUCCUUGAUACUCAGGAAAUUGUACAUAGAACAAAUGUUUUGAUUUUAAUAAAUGAACUGUUACACGUUUUCA